This is a messenger RNA of Stomoxys calcitrans (stable fly), 552 nucleotides long. RefSeq lists its product as uncharacterized. The coding region runs from base 1 to 552 and encodes 183 amino acids. The transcript is spliced from 3 exons. The record is from RefSeq and is a predicted model, not a curated record. Lineage: Eukaryota; Metazoa; Arthropoda; Insecta; Diptera; Muscidae.
AUGUUAUUGCAUAUGGUGUUUCUACUAAGCGCUUGCACUUAUUGGCAACCAACUCAGACCGCCAAACGUCGAUUUCUGCUAGAGGUGUAUAAUGUCACUUGUCAUGGCUUCCAAUCUCCCGUCAUAAUGUUUGAAUGCGGUUUCAAACACUUGGCCAAAAGUCGCUUUGCCCUAAGCAGCGCAAUGGUGUUCAAUAGAGAGCUGCCCCGCAGCGUCCAGGUAGGCAUCGAUGUUGACAGCUUGCCAAAAAAUGGAAAAAAAUUGCGAAAACGAAUGGAUUUGAAAAUAAAUCUUUGCGAUUUAUUAAACCACGUCAAUCUCUUGCCCAUUGUUAAGGACUAUAUGCUUAGUUUAUAUAGGUCAACUAACUGGCCGAUAUUGUGUCCAUUUUUGGCGAACCAUCAAUACAACAUGACCGAUCUGACAAUUACUGAGGAGAAUAUUCCUCCUCAUGGUCAAAUUUCACAAUUCAAUGCAAGCAUACUUCUGAUUGACAAAGGCAGACUGUUUUCAAAGUAUACGGUAUUCGGAGCCCUGGUGCCGAGAUCGUGA